GUACGCUAAAGAUAAUGUUCGCAACAAAUCCGUGAUGAGAGCGAAAUUCGUGCAAAAGGCGAUCAUGGCCUUGUUUCUAGGAUUUUUGUACUUUCAAACACCAACCGAUCAGGACGGUGUCACUAAUCUCAAAGGAAUUCUGUUCUUCUUUUGUUCCGAACUCACUUACCCGACAAUGUAUGGGAUUCAAACUUACAUGCCUGGAGAGUUUCCUCUUCUAGUCAGAGAAUACCAUAAUGGUGACUAUCCUGUAUUGGCAUACUACGCAGCUAAGGUACUCUCCUACAUGCCGAUAUUUUCUGUGGACGGAAUAAUUCUCACCAGCAUAGCGUACUGGUUAAUCGGUCUCGCUCCGACUCUUGAACGUUUCCUUCGCACUGUUAUCACCGGUGUUCUCGUUGAGACCAUGGUGGCUAGCCUAGGAGUUGCUGUCUGCUCGUUCUCUCCAUCGUACGCAGUCGCCGUCACAAUAACAGGACCCCUACUCACCGUCUAUUCAAUGACUGGUGGUCUUUUCACCAAUGUUGCUAUGCUUCCGGACUGGAUAAAAUGGGUGCAGUACUUAUCAUGGUUUCGCUUUGGUUACGAAGCCUUCAUCGUCAACGAGUGGACUUAUGAGAGAUAUACCAACAUAUCUUGCACCAUGACUAGCGGAAAGGUGGCUGAAUCGUGCCAGCAUUCUGGAGCGGAAGUGAUCAAGGAAUUGAGCUUUCAUCCUCUCAACCUCUACUUCAACUGGUUGUGUAUGGUACUAUACACAUUGGCGCACUACUCUAUCGGCUACAUCGCCCUCACCUAUCGCGUGCAGCAACAUCGAUGA
Molecule: messenger RNA, 820 nt
Organism: Haemonchus placei
Lineage: Eukaryota; Metazoa; Nematoda; Chromadorea; Rhabditida; Trichostrongylidae
Source: the annotation of a GenBank genome assembly